Penicillium robsamsonii is the source of this 1125-nucleotide messenger RNA. Its product is annotated as Gfo/Idh/MocA family protein. The transcript has a single exon. Bases 1 to 1125 code for a protein of 374 amino acids. The record is from RefSeq and is a predicted model, not a curated record. Gene Ontology annotation, molecular function: nucleotide binding. NCBI's taxonomy places the organism in Eukaryota, Fungi, Ascomycota, Eurotiomycetes, Eurotiales, Aspergillaceae.
AUGGCAGAAAAUGCAAAGGUUCGGGUCGCUCUCAUCGGCGGAGGCACUAUAGCUCCAUUGCAUGCCGAGUAUCUCAUCUCAUCACCAACAUGUGAGCUGGUGGCAAUUGUUGAUCCAUACCCCCCGGGCCGUGCAUUGGCAUCGGCCUUGUCUCUCCCGCACUUCGAGUCUGUCGCAUCACUUUUGAGCUCCCAACAAAACCCACCAGAGGCCUACGUGAUCUGUGUACCUUCGAGCCUCCAUGUUUCCAUAGCGACAGAUGUCAUUAAUCAGGCACAGCCAAAGGCCUUGCUCAUCGAAAAGCCUUUCUGCACAGAUUCGAGAUCUGGAACAGAGCUUCUCGCACUUGCAAACGAAAAAGGUUGCAAAAUCCUCGUCGGACACCACCGCAGAUUCCACCCCUCACUGUCAACUACACGGUCAGCGAUUGAAGAUGGAAAAAUUGGGAAGAUUACAGCCAUCUCGGGAAUGUGGACUGCGAAAAAAGAUGACGCCUAUUUUGCUUCUGCCACCUGGCGAGCAACGCGGUCCGCUGGAGGAGGGCCGAUCUGGACAAACUUCGUGCAUGAUAUCGACGCCCUUCAUUUCCUCACCGGUGCCAGAGUGACUUGUGUCUGGGCCAUAAACACCACGCCCAGAAGAAAACAUGAAGGGGUGGCCGUCGAUGAUAUCGUUGAAGAGGGGGCAGCGAUUAUGGCUCAAUUCUCCAAUGGGGUGGUUGGAACCUUCUUGGUGAGUGACAAUGUGGCGAGCCCAUACGGUUGGGAGGCUGCGACUGGGGACAAUCCGUUAUAUCCAAAGGCAGAGACUCCGGUGGAUAUUUAUCGCAUCCUGGGCACAGAAGGGAGUAUUGUUGUCCCCGAAAAUACGCUUUGGACCUACGAUCCGGAGACGGCGGAGGGUGGGUGGAAAACUCCAAUGAUACGAAUCGAGAUUCCAGUCGCCGAGGAGAUUCCAUUUCAAAACCAAGCGGAACAUUUGGCUAGAGUGGUGCGUGGCUUGGAAGGUCCUAUUUGCUCGGCCGAGGAUGGACUAGCAGCAGUCUCCGUUUGUGAGGCUAUUGUUACAGCCCUGAAGGUAAAGGACGGACUCCCGAUCCGAAUCCCAGAUACUUCGCGUAUAUAG